Iphiclides podalirius (scarce swallowtail) is the source of this 1353-nucleotide messenger RNA. Lineage: Eukaryota; Metazoa; Arthropoda; Insecta; Lepidoptera; Papilionidae. The record is from the annotation of a GenBank genome assembly.
AUGCUAGUUUUGUGGCUUGCUUUUGUAUUUUGCGCGCUGCUGUGGCGAUGGUGUCAACCUUCCCGUUCUAAACUGGAGCCCCCUAAAUCCCCUGGGGCGCUGCCGCUACUUGGACAUUUAAACCUCAUCAUCGGCGACAGUGCUAUUAUAGCAGAGCCAGACGAUGCUUUGACUGUAGCGAACGCUUGCUUAGGAAAGCACUCCAUGUACGAUUUCGCAAAACCUUGGCUUGGCAAUGGAUUGAUUACUGCGCCAGUGUCAGUCUGGCAACAGCACCGCAAGUUACUGAACCCUACGUUCAAGCAGCUAAUGCUAUACGGGUACAUGGACGUCUUCAACAGACAAGCGCGUCGUCUUGUAGGGAAGGUUUCGGAUCAAGCAGGUCGAGGGCCCUUUGACUACAUCCCCUUUGUUCACCAGAACGCUUUAGAAACUAUAUGUAAGACUACAAUGAAUUUUGACUUCGCCGAUAAUACAGUUAUCAACAGCGAAUACAUGGAAGCGGUAGAUAAAAUUGCAGUUUUAAUGUUUAGGCGUGUGCAAGAGCCUUGGCUUUAUUUCGACAUAACCUUCAAGUGGAGUGGUCUGAAGAAGGUACUUCAGAAGAAAAGAUUGGAGCUCAAACAAAAGUCGCUCGACCGAAUGUCCGAAGAAAACGAAGACGAACACUUAUCGGAAAAAGCAAAGACGUUUUUAGAAUUGCUCAUGGCAAUGUCCGAGAAGCACGGCCACUUCACUGAUGAGGAAGUGAGGAAGCACGUCGAUACGAUCAUCGUGAGUGGUUACGACACCGUCGCCACGGCGUUGUUCUUCACCACCAUUCUCAUCGGUUCAUACCCACGUGUACAGCAACGUCUUCUAGAGGAAUUACAAAACGUUUUCGGCGAGUCCGAUAGAGACGUAACAAAGGAUGAUCUAUCGCGGCUGGUAUACUUGGAGGCCAUCAUAAAAGAGUCUUUGAGAAUAUACACAGUAGCGCCGGCCUUCGCGAGGAAUAUCGACAAGGACAUAAAGAUAAAAAACUUCACGCUGCGCGCUGGCAAGAGUUGUAUCGUUUCGCUGUACGGCAUUCACCGUCACCGCAUGUGGGGCGAGGAUGCUGACGAGUUCAGACCGGAGAGAUGGCUCGACCCCUCUACGUUGCCGGCCAAUGCUAACGCCUUUGUCGCUUUCAGCUUGGGAAGACGUCAAUGUAUAGGUAAAACAUACGCGAUGAUGUCAUUAAAGACAUCGCUUGCUCAUUUCCUUCGGCGCUACAAAGUGACGGCUGAUCACAGCAAAAUGGUGUUGAAGAUGGACAUCUUGUUAAAACCGUUAUCAGGGCAUCAGAUCUGCGUAGAUCAAAGAACACUC